UGUCUUUGACACAUGUACUUUUGAAAAAGGUCUUGUGGGUUUAAUGAUAGGUAAAGCUGUUCUUUGUUUUACUGCUAAUGGCUAUACUAUUUCUCCGAGAACUAUUUCUAUGUGAGAGAAAGGAGGAGUCUUUUAUAAAUGAUUUGUUUUUUUCUGUUUCAGACCACAUACUUCUGUGUAGCUCUGUGCUCAUAGGUGCUAAAUCGAAGCAAAUGCAUGCCUUAGUAUUGCAGCAGUACUGCAGACUUUUGUAUUCACCCUCCUCGGGAGCACACAUCUUUUUAAAAAGCUUACUUCUUCAAGAAUUAAUAAAAUUGAUUGUAAAAUAUGACUCAGAAGUCGUGGAUUGAAGCAGUUUUCUGUAAGCGCGAAUGUGGAAAAAUUAUAACCAGUUCAAGAGAUUCUCACAGAUGUCUUCCAGGAUGCCAGAUUUGCCAGAACCUGGUGCGAUGUGGCUGUGGUCGACCGGUUGGGGACCACUCUGGCUUGGACAGAAAAUUGCCAAUCUAUUUAUCAGCUUGUGAUGAUGUGAAGGAGGACUGGUGUGUUGAGAGUCACACAGUUGCGAGCCCAACGGAUGCCUUUGGUACCUUAGAUUUCCAGGAUGGUGCUUAUUCCUAUCGAGCUAAGUAUAUCAGAGUCUCAUAUGAUACAGAACUGCAUCAGUUGCUCCAUCUGAUGUUGAAAGAAUGGCUGAUGGAACUCCCAAAACUGCUGAUAUCUGUCCAUGGAGGUAGUCAGAACUUUAAACUUCCUUCAAAAGUCAAACAACUCUUUGGCAAGGGACUUAUCAAAGCAGCAGAGACCACAGGAGCCUGGAUUGUUACCGAGGGCAUCAACACCGGGACUUCCAAACAUGUUGGUGAUGCCGUACGAGAUCAUACUUCUCCAUAUUUACGGAAGAUCUGUAUAUUAGGAAUUACUCCUUGGGGAGUCAUUGAAAACCACAGAGAUUUGAUAGGAAAAGAUGUGGUAUGUCCCUAUCAAAUGCUUGGCAAUCCUUUGAGCAAGUUGACCAGUUUAAAUAGCAAGCAUUCACAUUUCAUCCUGGUAGAUGAUGGGACCAUUGGGAAGUAUGGCAAUGAAGUGAAGCUUCGAAGAAAGCUGGAACAAUACAUUGCACUGCAGAAAAUCCAUUCUCGAAUGGGCCAAGGAGGAUGGCCUCUCCUCCUGUGCCUGUUUGAAGGGGAUCCAAAUGUCAUCCUGAUGGUGUGGGAAUACGUAAGGGAAGCUCCUCCUGUGCCUGUUGUUGUGUGUGAAGGAACAGGCAGGGCAGCGGAUCUCCUGGCAUUUACCCAUAAACACACUGCAGAUGGUGGGAAAUUAUAUCCUGGUUUAGAAGUUGAACUGAUAUUGAUGAUCCAGAAGACCUUUAAUUUUGGACAGAAGCAAUCAGAUCAUUUAUUUAAAAUUCUGAUUGAAUGUAUGGAGCACAGAGAAUCGAUUACAAUCUUUGAUGCAGAUUCAGAGGAACAGCAGGACAUUGACCUGGCAAUCUUAACUGCUCUCCUCAAAGGUACAAAUACUUCUGCAUCAGACCAGCUAAGUUUGGCACUGGCAUGGGACAGAGUGGACAUUGCCAAGAGAAACAUUUUGGUUUAUGGGCAACACUGGAAGGUGGGUUCAUUGGAACAGGCGAUGCUUGAUGCUUUAUUAAUGGACCGGGUGGACUUUGUGAAACUACUGAUUGAGAAUGGAGUGAGCAUGCAUCGCUUUCUCACCAUCUUCAGGCUCGAGGAACUCUACAACAUGAAACAAGGGCCAACUAAUCUUUUGUUGCAUCACUUGGUUCGAGACAUGAAGCAGAGCAAUCUACCACCUGGUUACAAGAUUACCUUGAUCGAUAUUGGUUUAGUGUUGGAAUAUCUGAUUGGUGGGGCAUACAGAAGCAGCUAUACACGGAAAUCCUUCAGACUCCUCUAUAACAGCCUUUACAGACAGCACAAGCGAGUUGGCCGGAUUGGUGUAACCAGUUUCACUCAAAGCUGGAACCUGAACAGAGAACAAACUUCCAGAAUGGGCAGUGGCGAGCAGAGGCUACACUCCCAGUUCAUUCGAACAGCCCAACCAUACAAACGCAAGGAUAAAUCUGUUUCACUUUGUAAGUUAAAAAAGAAGCAAAAGGAUGAUCUAAGAUUUUCAGAGGAUCACGAUUCUGCAGGCUUCAUUUACCCCUAUAAUGACCUGCUGGUGUGGGCGGUGCUGAUGAAACGGCAGCGGAUGGCCUUGUUCUUCUGGCAACAUGGUGAAGAAGCCACGGCAAAGGCGUUGGUGGCCUGCAAACUGUACAGAGCAAUGGCUCAUGAGGCUAAGCAGAGUACCAUGAUGGAGGAUACCUCAGAACAGCUAAAGCAAUAUUCCAAGGAAUUUGGCCAACUUGCUGUGGAUGUUUUAGACCAAGCAUUUAAACAGAAUGAGCGGAUGGCCAUGAAGUUACUGACCUACGAGCUGAAGAACUGGAGCAACUCCACUUGUCUGAAGCUGGCCGUGUCAUCAGGUCUUCGGCCCUUUGUUUCCCACACAUGCACUCAAAUGCUCUUGACUGACAUCUGGAUGGGACGCCUGAACAUGAGGAAGAACUCAUGGUUUAAGGUCAUUCUCAGCAUUCUUCUGCCUCCCAGCAUUCUGAUGUUGGAGUUUAAGAGCAGGGCUGAAAUGUCCCACAUCCCCCAGUCUCAGGAAUCGCACCAGUUUGCUCGGCAGUACAGUUUUCAAAACUCCAAUUCUGGCAAGGAUGACCAGCCUCCUAUGGAUUAUGACCCUGAAAGAGGAACAGAACAAUCCAAAGAAAGUCGAGAUGAGACCAUUGGUACAAGGCAAAGGGGUCUGCCUUGGACGAGAAAAGCCUAUGAAUUUUACAACGCACCAAUAGUCAAGUUCUGGUUCCACACGAUUGCCUACUUGAUAUUCCUAAUGCUGUUCACCUACGCAGUGUUGGUGAAAAUGGAGCCCGUGCCUAGUGUCCAAGAAUGGAUGGUCAUCAUUUACAUUUUCACAACUGCUGUGGAAAAAGGCAGAGAGAUCUUAAUAUCAGAACCAGGAAAAUUCAGCCGGAAGAUUAAAGUUUGGAUCCAAGAAUACUGGAACUUUAAUGAUUCUGUGGCUAUAAUUCUGUUUGCUGUUGGAUUUGGUUUACGUUGGGCUAAUCAGCCAUUGCAAAUUGCUGGAAGGAUUAUAUACUCCUUAGAUAUUAUAUUUUGGUUUGUGAGGCUUCUGGAUUUCUUUGCAGUUAAUCAACAUGCAGGACCGUACUUGACAAUGAUUGGAAAAAUGACAGCUAACAUGUUCUAUAUCGUGAUACUGAUGGCAAUUGUCCUUUUGAGCUUCGGGGUGUCAAGAAAGGCUAUACUUUCUCCAUCGGAACAACCUUCUUGGCGUCUUGCUCGGGAUAUUGUGUUCCAGCCUUACUGGAUGAUAUUUGGUGAAGUCUACGCUGGUGAAAUUGAUCCUUGUGAAGAAAAUCCAGAUUGUCCUCCUGGUUCAUUUCUUAAUCCAUUUCUUCAGGCAGUCUACCUGUUUGUACAAUACAUUAUACUGGUCAAUCUACUCAUCGCUUUCUUCAACAAUGUGUACUAUGAAAUAAAAUCCAUAUCGAAUAAACUGUGGAAAUAUAAUCGCUACCGCUACAUUAUGACUUAUCAUGAAAAGCCAUGGCUGCCUCCGCCACUUAUUAUCUUCAGUCAUGUGGCUUUGCUUUUGAGUCGAAUUUAUCAACAUCGAGUAAAAACUGAGGUGGAUCAAGAGGAAGAAGACUUUGGUUUAAAGUUGUAUCUGAGUAAGGAGGAGUUGAAAAAGCUUCAUGACUUUGAAGAACUGUGUGUUGAGAAAUACUUUCACGAGAAAAAUGAGCAUCUUCAUUCAAGUGACAACGAAAGAAUUAGAGUAACAACCGAAAGAGUGGAAGAAAUGGCUAUGCAUUUGAAGGAAGUAAAUGAGAAAGUUCACUUUGUCAAGGAAUCCUUGCACUCUUUGGACAGCCAACUUGGACACCUGCAGGACCUCUCGGCACUCACCGUGGACACUCUGAAAGUGAUCUCCGCCGUGGACAGUUUAAAAGUGGACGAGGCAUUCCUGGGGAAAAGCACAGAAAACACUGAUCAUCGAAAGUUGCCACAAAGCCACUCCAAUGAGAUUCAUUUGAACCCGUUAGACAAUGUUUCUGUUGAGCUUCAAGCAAAGGAAAAUUAUUACAGCAAUCCAUCUUCACUCUUUCAGAACUUGUGUUAUCACAAUACAGGUGUUGGAAAUGAAUCACCCGAAUCGGAAAAGCAGUGUGAUAGCUAUCCUACGUCAUACAUGGAUCAUAUUCUUCCUGAGCAAAAUGAAUUUGAAACUGCUACGGUCAUGUCCGUGGCAUCAUCUGAGCCCAUGUCACCUCAUAGAUGUGAACAGUUAUUCCUACUCCCCUCACCUCUUGAAAGCCCCAAGUAUACAGAGGUCCGCUUCAAUAUGUCACUUCCAAACAUUCCAACCUUGACCACGUUAAACCUGACAGCAGUUCAGAAGCAAGAUGAGGGUCCUUGUAAUAUCCCGUUGCCGCUCAGCUUUCAAAGGACAGUCCCCAAGCAUGAUGAAGCUGAAGAUUGUGAUGGCAAACAGUGGGAUGUUGGUCACGUGCGACCUCUGAGGACUGAUAAACUUUCAUUGAGUUCUCUGGCUCUUCCCGUUAUUAAUGAUGCUUCCCUGGUACCAACACACCACAGUGAUGGUGGUUACAUCAACUGGGCAUUCAAUGAAGAUGAUGAACAAGGGAUCUUUGGUGCAAGUUUAAAGAAUCAAAAUGUAAAGUGUGUGCAUUCUUUACACAAUGUAGACCGUUCUUAUGGGGAUGGUGGAUCAUGCCAUGCGCAUGUUAGAAAGUCUCGAUCCCUGUCAUGGAACUCAGACAUGUCUGAACGCAGCACGGAAUGUCUAGCAUCUUUCUCCAAACACAAAUCCAACAGUAUUUCCUACUGGAUAAAUCCACUGAGGAAACAGAGCUUCUCCCGAUGGAACAGCUUUAGAUGGAAGGUUCAAAAGGAAGAAAAUCCAUUGCGGAAAAGUAAAAUGAAAGCCUUUACAAAAUCAUCACAAUGUUACCACUCAAUAAGGUCAAAAACAAAGUCACAAAAUGACGAGAAAGCAUCUUCAAGAGAACAAAAGAAACUUCCAAAUCUGCAAGUACCGGUCAUCACCGUGGAUGGAUGCUCUCGGAAGAGUCUGGACUCUGAUCAACAAAGCUACGCUGGAAGUGAGAAGAACGUAGAAGAUAAAGAAACGAACACAAACUGGUUAACUGUUUCCACUUUCAACCAGAUCAGUUAUGAGGCAGACAGUUGUUCAAACGAAAAUGUUCACAAUCCAGAUACCAACACAUUAUCCAAGUCACACAGCGAGGUUUUGAGGACUUCAUUGGAGGAUUUGGCUGAAGGAUCGCUUUGGCAGAAUAGGAGUAAUUUAAGCAGGAAAUCCUCGUCAAAUUCAUGCAUUAUUGAUGGAUACGGUACCUCGUUUAAAACAUCUCAGGAUCUGAACUAUCAUUAUUCUGCUGUUGAAAGAAAUAAUUUAAUGAGGCUUGCCCAAACAAUACCAUUCACUCCAGUUGAUCUCUUUGCUGGUGAGGAGGUGACCGUCUACCAACUGGAGGAGAGUUCGUUGGUGAAUUUGGACACGAGCAUGUCAUCGUGGUCUCAGCGCGGCCUGGCGGCCAUGAUUCAUGUUCUCUCAAGGGAGGAAAUGGAUGGGGGUCUUCGCAAGGCUAUGAAAGUGUGCUGCACUUGGUCUGAAGAGGAUGUGCUGAAAACUGGGCAGACGUACAUCAUAAAGUCCUUCCAGCCCGAAGUUGUCAAAACCUGGCAGAUACUGUUUAGGGAAGGCACAGUGCUGCAUCUCUGUCUGAGGGAAAUUCAACAGCAAAGAGCCGCACAAAAACUAAUUCAUAGAUUCAAUCAAAUGAAGCCUCAAACUAUUCUUUACACUCCAAGGUUUCUGGAGGUUUUCCUAAUAUACUGCCAUUCUGCUGAUCAAUGGCUGACGAUGGAGAAGUACAUGAAUGGUCAGUUCAGAAAGUACAACAAUAACAAUGGAGAUGAGAUAAUCCCAACAAAUCUCAUGGAAGAGACCAUGCUGGCCUUUUCCCACUGGUCAUUUGAGUACACGAGAGGUGAACUCCUUGUGCUGGAUUUGCAAGGUGUUGGUGAAAAUCUUACGGAUCCAUCUGUUAUUAAAGCUGAGGAGAAAACGGCACAAAAUAUGGAGUUUGGACCAGCUAACCUUGGGGAAGGAGCAAUCAGAAACUUCACUGUGAAACAUCACUGCAAUUCCUGCUGCAAAAAGCUCAAGCUCCCAGAUUUGAGAAGAAAUUUUUACAACCCAGGAAAAAUAAACCCUCCAUUUGAAGACGAUGCCUUAGAAGUGAACACGCGAUUAUAAUUAUUAGCUUUAAAUAGUUUUAUAAUGAAGAAUUCCUGAACCUUUGAUUUAGUAUUGUCGAGUGCUUCCAUCAAAUGGAAUGUGUGAUGCCUCCUUAAUAGACCAUUAUCAGUUCCACUAUUGUGAUUUUGCCAUAGUUAAUAUUUUUAUGUUACAUUUAAUAUUUCUUUCACGUUAAACUAUGCAGCAUUCACUGCCAUUGGGAAGAAUCCUUCACAGAGAACUUUAGUUAUCAAUAUCUGUAAAUGGAACCAUUAAUUGGUCAAAAUAAUAUUGAUUUUAAUUGUAAACCAGUGCAUUUACAACAGAGAAUCUUUUGAUGAACUUAGUUAAUAAUAUUGAAGAACGUAAAUCAAAAAUCUAGAAACUGGGAUUGAUUACUGGGCAAAUUGUUCAACAAGAAUAUUUCCACAAAUUUGUUAUUGAAUGCUUUGAUACCACUUUUAGGUAUGUGUCAUUAUAUUUAUACACAACCCUCUCAUUCCACCCUUGACUACUUUAAAGGUUGGUGGUUCAGACAUCCAGAUUUUGGUCUAUUCCCAGAUUUCUACUACGUUUUUGUGAACAAAGUGACAGGUCAAGAGUUUAUCUGCUGAAUAAUGCUAACUGAAAGGUGGUCACGUCUUAUUUUCUGGAGAAUCCCCAGGAAUUUGUUACAAUACCUCUUGAGAUAAACAAUCCUACUUUAACCAUCUCAUUAUCCUCAUUAGCAGGUAUUAAUUCAUCCCAUGACAUAUUUAAUUAGAGCUAUGAAAUUCUAUAAGAAGCUCCACUUCUGGCAGAAACUGGUGGUUCCUCUUCCCCAGCCCUGUAUCGCACUUCUUACAACUAGAUAUUGUUAAACAGUUGCUAACUUACUAAUGGUAAAGUAAAAUCUACAGAUGCUGGAAAUACGUAAUAAAAACAGAAAAUGCUAGAAAUACUCAGCAACUGUGGAUAGUUAACAUUUCAGGCUGAUGAUCUUUUGUUAAAAUUAGGAAAGCUUAUAAAUCAAACGUUUGAAGUUGCAAUGAAGGAGAAAAGUGGAAAGAACGAAAGGGAAUUCAGUGAUAUUUUGAAGAGUCCAAAGCAGAUGUUAAGACCUCAGUUUGAAUAUGAACGGACCUAGUAAUGAUCAAUUCAGAGUUUCUAUCUAAAAGGUAUCUGCUGUAAAUGCAGCUGAAUUUAUCAACCAGCUGUGCAUGUAGACUACACCAUUGGUUUUAUUUUCCUGCUUCCAUUAUCCAGUCUCUGGAUGCUUUCAAGAGAGAGCUAGAUAGGGCUCUUAAAAAUAGCGGAGUCAGGGGAUAUGGGGAGAAGGCAGGAACGGGGUACUGAUUGAGGAUGAUCAGCCGUGAUCACAUUGAAUGGCGGUGCUGGCUUGAAAGGCUAAAUGGCUACUCCUGCACCUAUUGUCUAUUGUAUAAAGGUGAUAUAAAAUAUAAAAUAUUCAGUUUCCAAAAUACCAAUUGUUUAAUGAUCCUCCUGUGACCAUAAACCUAAAAUGUUUCUAAAACAGCUGAUUGACUCAACGGAGCAACCAGCAAUGUUUGGAUUGUAACAGGAAGAUCUGAGUACACAAGGCGGAGUUGAAUUGAAUAGAAUCAUAGAGGCCCAGUGGAACUAGAAACAGGCCCUUCGACCCAACUUGCCCACACCGACCAACAUGUCCCAUCUACACUAGUUCCAUCUGCCUGCGUUUGGCCCAUAUCCCUCUAAAACUAUUUUAUCCAUGUACCUGUCUAAAUGUUUCUUAAACGUUGCAAUAGUACCUCCCUUGACUACCUGUUAUGGCAGCUUGUUCCAUGCACCCACCAGCUUUUGUGUAAAAGAAAAAAUACCCCUCAGGUUCCUAUUAAAUAUUUUUCUCAUCACCUUAAACCUCUGUCCUCUGGUUCUCAAUUUCCCUAAAUCUGGGCUAGAAACCGUGCAUUUAUGUGAUCUAUUCCUCUUGUGAUUUUGUAUUCUUCUACAAAUUCACCCCUCAUCCUCCUGCGCUCCAAGGAACAAAGUCUUAGCCUGCUCAACCUCUCCCCAUAGCUCAGGCCCUCGAGUCCUGGCAACAUCCUCAUGAAAUGGAAAAUAGUUCAGAUCUAUCUGUUGCUAAAGGACCAAAUCAUUUGUUGAGCCUCUCCUUUGAGAAAAGAACAUACGUGGCUGUGGCUGUACCCAUCUCACCUGCCGCAGCAGAUUUGUGUGCGUAAUUGGUAGAAGUUCAGCUCUUGUCACAACCAUUAGGAUAAAGAACUUUAAAUAAUGUAUAUAGAGAUGUAAAUGUAAUAAAAAAUAAAUCUAAAACUUUUUAUUUUAUUUGACCGCUUCAGAUCCCAAAAAUGAAAAUCGAGGCGAUCUUAUCACAGAUUUUUAAUGAGCCAUUAUGAGAAUUAUAGUAUAUAAUUUAAGGAAAUAUAUUUUUCAACGUGUUCUAUUCAUCAUCCACUAUUCACCCACAGAAGAUCAAUGGAAACAUCAUAGAAACCACACAUUAAGUUUAAACAAUCUUAGAAACAUAGAAACAUAGAAAAUAGGUGCAGGAGUAGGCCAUUCGGCCCUUCGAGCCUGCACCGCCAUUCAAUAUGAUCAUAGCUGAUCAUCCAACUCAGUAUCCUGUACCUGCCUUCUCUCCAUACCCCCUGAUCCCUUUAGCCACAAGGGCCACAUAUUUAAGAGGGAGCCACAACUCCCUCUUAAAUAUAGCCAAUGAACUGGCCUCAACUACCUUCUGUGGGAGAGAAUUCCAGAGAUUCACCACUCUCUGUGUGUGAAAAAAGUUUUCCUCAUCUCGGUCCUAAAAGAUUUCCCCUCAUCCUUAAACUGUGACCCCUUGUUCUGGACUUCCCCAACAUCGGGAACAAUCUUCCUGCAUCUAGCCUGUCCAACCCCUUAAGAAUUUUGUAAGUUUCUAUAAGAUCCCCCCUCAAUCUUCUAAAUUCUAGCGAGUACAAACCGAGUCUAUCCAGUCUUUCUUCAUAUGAAAGUCCUGACAUCCCAGGAAUCAGUCUGGUGAACCUUCUCUGUACUCCCUCUAUGGCAAGAAUGUCUUUCCUCAGAUUAGGAGACCAAAACUGUACGCAAUACUCCAGGUGUGGUCUCACCAAGACCCUGUACAACUGCAGUAGAACCUCCCUGCUCCUAUACUCAAAUACUUUUGCUAUGAAUGCUAACAUACCAUUCACCUUCUUCACUGCCUGCUGCACCUGCAUGCCUACUUUUAAUGACUGGUGUACCAUGACACCCAGAUCUCGUUGCAUCUCCCCCUUUCCUAAUCGGCCACCAUUCAGAUAAUAAUCUACUUUCCUAGUUUUUCCCACCAAAGUGGAUAACCUCACAUUUAUCCACAUUAUACUGCAUCUGCCAUGUAUUUGCCCACUCACCCAGCCUAUCCAAGUCACCUUGCAGCCUCCUAGCAUCCUCCUCACAGCUAACACUGCCCCCCAGCUUCGUGUCAUCUGCAAACUUGGAGAUGUUGCAUUCAAUUCCCUCGUCCAAAUCAUUAAUAUAUAUCGUAAAUAGCUGGGGUCCCAGAACUGAGCCUUGCGAUACCCCGCUAGUCACAGCCUGCCAUUGUGAAAAGGACCCGUUUACUCCUACUCUUUGCUUCCUGUCUGCCAGCCAGUUCUCUAUCCACAUCAAUACUGAACCCCCAAUACCAUGUGCUUUAAGUUUGUAUAAUAAUCUCUUAUAUGGGACCUUGUCGAAAGCCUUCGGAAAGUCCAGAUAUAACACAUCCACUGGUUCUCCCUUAUCCACUCUACUAGUUACAUCCUCGAA
Messenger RNA from Leucoraja erinaceus (little skate), 10161 nucleotides. RefSeq names its product transient receptor potential cation channel subfamily M member 6-like. NCBI's taxonomy places the organism in Eukaryota, Metazoa, Chordata, Chondrichthyes, Rajiformes, Rajidae. The record is from RefSeq and is a predicted model, not a curated record. Gene Ontology annotation, molecular function: protein serine/threonine kinase activity; ATP binding; monoatomic cation channel activity. The coding region runs from base 328 to 6411 and encodes 2027 amino acids. The transcript is spliced from 40 exons. Gene Ontology annotation, biological process: protein phosphorylation; monoatomic cation transmembrane transport; protein tetramerization. Gene Ontology annotation, cellular component: apical plasma membrane.